ACAUCUCCUUCCUGCUAUUACAUGGACACCAGCCAACGACACCAUUGUUAGUCCAACCAUUUUCUCUCUAUAACCAAACAAUGGAGUCUCGAGUGCUGUCAUCCGGGGCCACCACCAUCUCCGGCAUUCCUAGGCUGACGAAACCGGUGGCCAGCGCCAGACUAAAUGCCGUCGCCGUUUCAUUUCCGGCGAGGCUUAACAAUGACGGAGGGAAUCUCGUUUGGGGAAGGCAGCUCCGCCCGAGCUUACUAAACCUCGAUUACAUCUCCUCAACGACGGUAAAGCGUGAUGUUCUCAAACCCUGUCUCGCCACUGCUAGUGAUUCCGCCGGGGAUGCUGCUCCCGUCGGCUUCUUGGCAAAGUAUCCGUUUCUGAUUACCGGAUUUUUCUUCUUCAUGUGGUACUUUCUCAAUGUCAUCUUCAACAUACUCAACAAGAAAAUCUACAAUUACUUCCCUUAUCCCUAUUUUGUCUCUGUCAUACAUUUGGCUGUUGGAGUUGUUUAUUGUCUUGGUAGCUGGACUGUUGGCCUUCCAAAACGCGCUCCAAUGGACUCGAACCUUCUGAAGCUUCUUAUUCCUGUGGCUGUAUGUCAUGCACUUGGCCAUGUGACCAGCAAUGUGUCGUUUGCAGCUGUUGCUGUCUCAUUCACCCACACAAUCAAAGCCCUUGAGCCGUUCUUCAAUGCUGCUGCUUCUCAAUUCAUUCUUGGACAGUCAAUACCCAUAACUUUAUGGCUGUCCCUGGCUCCAGUUGUACUUGGUGUAUCAAUGGCCUCAUUGACUGAGCUGUCAUUCAACUGGCUAGGCUUUAUCAGUGCGAUGAUUUCCAAUAUCUCCUUCACUUACAGGAGUAUUUACUCGAAGAAAGCCAUGACUGAUAUGGACAGUACCAACUUGUAUGCCUACAUUUCCAUCAUUGCACUCUUCGUUUGCAUUCCACCUGCUAUAAUUUUGGAGGGACCUCAACUUCUAAAGCAUGGGUUUAGUGAUGCAAUUGCUAAAGUGGGCAUGACUAAGUUCGUGUCAGAUCUCUUUUGGGUGGGAAUGUUUUAUCACCUCUACAAUCAGCUUGCAACCAACACACUUGAAAGGGUAGCACCUCUUACUCAUGCAGUUGGCAAUGUGUUAAAACGGGUGUUUGUGAUUGGUUUCUCGAUCAUUAUCUUCGGUAACAAGAUCUCAACACAAACAGCCAUCGGUACAUCCAUUGCCAUUGCUGGUGUUGCAAUCUACUCGCUCAUCAAGGCCAAGAUAGAAGAAGAGAAACGGAAUCAGAAAGCAGCAUGAGGACAGAAGUGGCAAAAGGCUUGGCACGAGAGGAGGGACGAACGCAAUUCAAUUACUAAUAUAAUACUAUUGUUUCAACACGUAGCAAAUUUGCUACAAUUUGUGAAGUUGUUCUUCUUUUGUUUUUUUCUUUUUUGCGUCUACGAGAAUAAACAGGUUCGACUCUCAUGUAGACUCCAAUAAUGUAUCAUUCUAUUUCUUUACUAGUACCAAUAUAUGAGUUCUAACUCUCCAGAGUUUAGAGGAGUUGAUCUUGUCCCA
Messenger RNA from Cynara cardunculus var. scolymus (artichoke), 1550 nucleotides. RefSeq names its product triose phosphate/phosphate translocator, chloroplastic. Lineage: Eukaryota; Viridiplantae; Streptophyta; Magnoliopsida; Asterales; Asteraceae. The coding region runs from base 81 to 1289 and encodes 402 amino acids. Gene Ontology annotation, molecular function: antiporter activity. Gene Ontology annotation, cellular component: Golgi apparatus; membrane. Gene Ontology annotation, biological process: transmembrane transport. The transcript has 12 exons. The record is from RefSeq and is a predicted model, not a curated record.